GGUAAAAUUUUAAAUAAGCUAGACUUGUUUCUAAGGAAUUAGCAUUUUCUAAAAUAUUUUCUCGAUGUAUUUUACAUCUAAGUGCUUUUCUAAUUAUUCUAAUGCUGGUAUUUAUAUAUACUAAAAAAUUUUUAAUUUCUUCGAUUGUUUUGAUUUUACUAAUAUAUUCAUGAAUUAGCUUAAGCGAGCCUUUACAUAUAGCCGUCACUGUUUCCUGCGGAUGCAUUUCUUUUUUUUUUUUUUGCUGUCGAACUUGUUUAUCACAGUAGAAAGAAGAGCACUAUUAUUUUUCUUUAUUUUUCUGUGGAAUACCUUCUUAUUUAUAUGUGAACGAAAUUUCCGAUUGUAACUCACAACUCAACAAAUUUAAUAAAAAUCAGCGAAAAAUGAGACGCGUAUUUUUGCAAGCUCAGAAAAACAACUAAAUUAUCAACUUCAGCGUAAUUAAGAAAAUGUAAUCUGUAGUAAAAGUGGAGGAAAAUAGCAAGAGUGGGGAUUGAUAAUGUGUAUAAAUGGGAGAUCACCCGCAAGAGUUAUAACAGUCCUCAACAAAUUGAAGAUCACAGUCAGUCCUCAACACUUAAGAAAAAUAUAUAUAAACAACAAAAUGGAGCAAUUUGUCAUAUGCCCGUUUGACAGAAGCCAUAGGCUUCUUGAGAGCCGAUUGAAGCGCCAUAUUUUUAAUUGUCAUCGUGAGGCCUGGGAGCGGGAGAGAUGUCUUCGUGAGGCUGCUUCCAGAGCAUCCCAUACGCCACCAUCACCACCACCACGAGCACCACCACCACCGCCAAUAAUAGAAUGCCCAGACAACUGGGAUAAUGAAAUUAGUCAAACGUACGUCCCCUCCAUGAGUAGGGAGCUGCUUCUGGACAGAACGGCAAUCAAUAAUUAUAAGUCAGUUUUUAGAAGAAAAUAAUAAAAUAAUUAUAGUAAUUUGUUUCGGUCCGUUUAUCGCUACCACCCUACCAUGACUUACCACCUAUACAAGCUUGCUAUUCGAGUGUGUGUAUACAAGAACAUAACUAGUCUAAAAUGUUUCUGCCUAUCAACGUGAUGGUACUAUUAAGUGCGCUUGUUGAAAACAACUUAUAUAUCUAUACCACGCCAAACAUAACUCUUCUGUAUAUUCAGACGUAUGAAAAGGAAUGUUGGGAAAAAAUGACUCCGAUCAAUAUAAUCGAAACCAGUUAUCAUCUCUUCUAUGCGAAAAAUAUCACAACGCAAAAUUAUUUGGCUUACAAGAUAAAAACAGAGCAAGGAAAUCGACAAUUUUCUCAAUGGUUAAUAAUCGAAAAUAUUAACAGUAGUAACAAUUCAAAGGAAAUCUUUGAUUUUUGUUUAAGAAACGAUCAUGUGUGGUCUGCUUCACUUUUUCUCAUAUUCUCGAUAAUGACCGUAAUAGUAGCAUGCUGGGAUUUGGCGAGCCGUUAGUGCUAAUUGUGGUGGUGGUGGUGGUGGUGGUGCUGUUGAAUACAUAUAUAGGUUACUUCGCAACAACAAAGUACUCAUUCUAUCCAAACAAUGUUAGGCUUAAACUGCACACUUAUUUUAUCGACCAUUUUAAUACAGAAAGAUUUGUAUUUAUUCACUGAUAGCAAUGUUACAGAUGUACAUUUACAAACUCUGGUUAGAAAUAAAGAAUGUACUUGUAGAAAAAUGAUAGAAAUUAAAGAUGGACAUGAUCAGUUAGUUAUGUUUUAUUCAAAAAAUGUAUCCGUUUCCAGCCAACUGCAGUAUCAACUAGAAUUUGUCUUCAAAAACAGAAGCCGAUGCAAGUCACCAAAUAUCACCACUAUUAACGAUUAUAGUGGAUACAAAAGUUCUAGCGGUGAAAAUGCUACACAAUAUUGUUUGGCAAAACCCUGGAUCUGGAUAUUUACUUCUGCAGGAGCAAUUAUUUUUGUAAUUAUAUUUUGUGUGUUACUUUAUUUAGUGUUAAUAUGUUUCACUCAUUGUAGCAAACCCAAUAAUCCAACAAAUGUUUGAAAAUGUAUGAAUGUACGGAUUCAAUAAAACAAUUAUUUACA
This is a messenger RNA of Zophobas morio, 2027 nucleotides long. RefSeq lists its product as uncharacterized. The transcript is spliced from 2 exons. The coding region runs from base 503 to 916 and encodes 137 amino acids. NCBI's taxonomy places the organism in Eukaryota, Metazoa, Arthropoda, Insecta, Coleoptera, Tenebrionidae. The record is from RefSeq and is a predicted model, not a curated record.